CUCCGAUAACAGAACAGGAAGGCUAGCGAAAAUCUGCAGAUGUCCGCAGAUUUUCAGUCUGAAUAACCGCAGGAAAUGUGAAAAAAUCUGUGUAUUACGUUUGGGCCUGCUGAUCACUAGAGAAUGUCCAUCCAUGAACAGAUGUUGUAUUAUACAUUGAUCAAUACAAUAAACUAGCAUAGAAUAUAAAAAGCAGCAGACAUAGGAAGUAAAGAAGUACAAACACUUCAUUACUGUACUAAAGUAGAUUUUUCUGGUAUCAGUACUUAACUUCCCUAUUUAUUUUUUGACAUCUUUUUCUUAUAGAAAGAAAUAUUUUUGAUAAAAAGUUUCUGGAAAAAAAAGAAAGAUGGAAAAAAAAAAAGUACAAGCUAAUUUUUCUAAACGAACGUUUGCAUCAUUGAUGAGUGCUUCAUGAUGACUACAAUACCCUACUGUACUCAGUUGUACUAUUGUGUUCUGCUUUCAUCUACUCUGUUUGAUGCUUCUCGGUUCUCCUCUCUUCUUUCACUGUCUGAACAAAAAAGUUUAGAAAGGUAGAAAAAAUAUAUAUUUUUUAAGAAAUUGCAAGAACAUUCCCCCCCCGAAAUGUUUUCGAAAGGUUGAAUAAAAAUAUUUUUGACAAUGUUUCAACACAUUUGCUAUAAAGAUUUAGAAAAAAAGUACGUUAUGGAUGAGUCAGAGGGAGUUAGCGAUGUCUACAUGGUUGUGAAUAGAGACAAUUCCCGAUCGCCCAUGGCCAUAUAUGAGAUGAUAUAAGAUGUUCUAAAUAGUCCACUUUAGACACGAAAUAGUGUCUUUAUGUAUAAAUGUAUUAAUAUGAUGUGAGGUCCAGUUACCAGCUAAAACAGGUAGUAAUGUCUGCUUUUUACUUCAGAGCCCACACUUCUUUAACUUUAGUGAAAAAGUGAAGUCAGUCAGACUAUGGUAAACAUAGUCGAGGAUGGAAGUACACAUCGUAACAAGUGACGUAGGAGCUCACCGGAAGUAGAGGAAUAAAGCGGAACAACAACAGACAGAACGGGAGUGAGUUUUCACAAUACAAAUUUCACUGGUUUAUAUAGAACUGCUACAUUACAUGGAUAUGUAUACGGCAAGGCAUUCUGCGACUGAGCACGUGACGGUUUGUGUCCGCUCGACAGCAGGGUUAGAUACCAGCUCGUGGCGUGCUGACUGAUCACCCGCGAGACAGCGCGCAGACAUGGGGACUCGCAUGUCCCGUAGCGGCAGCGCCCUUCUGUUGCUACCAGAGAACGGGGUCACGGGCCGGGAGAGCGGGGACAAGGAAGAUGACGACGACUCUCUAGACGGGCUGGACCGACAAGAGGACAUCGCACAGUUCCCGUAUGUGGAAUUUACCGGCAGAGACAGCAUCACCUGCCCGACGUGCCAGGGCACCGGGCGCAUCCCGUCAGAGCAGGUAAACGAGCUGGUGGCGCUGAUCCCGUACAGCGACCAAAGACUGCAGCCCCAGAGAACGAAGUUGUACGUAGUGCUAUCAGCGGUGCUGUGCCUGCUAGCCUCCUUCCUGGUGGCAUUCUUCCUCUUCCCUCGCUUUGUGCUGGUGGAGGAUGAUGGGAUACGAUCCGUGAUCGUCAGGUUUGACCCUCCUAACAUGAAGGUCAUGAUGAACAUGACGAGCUCACUGAACUUCAGUAACCCCAACUUCUUCACCGUGCUGGUGGACAGUGUGAGCUGCCAGGUGCUCUACAUGAAGACUGUCAUCGGAACUCAGCAGACAGACAACAUCCUGAGCAUCCAGCCACUCAGCCAGAGACAGGUGAACUUCACUGUCAGUGUGGAGAUCAGUGGAAGUGCCUCGUACGUCUAUGCGUUUUGUACCAUGGCCAGCAUCAAGGUUCACAACAUAGUGGUGUUCAUGCAGACCACUGUGAAGACCUCUUACAUGGUGAGGACAUCCCAGAACACUCUGGAAGCGUACCGCUACAUAGACUGUGGCUCCAACACAACCAUACACCAGCUUUGACACACACCACCACACACCAGCCUGCCUGGGCUGGCUCGGACACAGACACACCAAAGACUACACACACUCCUCAUCCCUCCUCAGAUGAGAAGUGUAAGACUGCUCCAUUAGCCCCUUCUCAAGUAGCUUUGCAUCUGACUGUAACCGAGGGCAACCCAUUGCUUGACCAAUCAGUAGACAGGAACAGUGUUCUGCUGUUGAUCCUGCUGCCCACGAGGCUAACUGACGUACAGAUGGGCUGUUGCUGCUUGAUCUGCACCUUAAUACUUACAGUUGAAACAUUAAUGUGUUAUUUAUACAGCGUGAGGGGGGCUGUGGGGCCUCUUGACUCUCCUCAGGAGCACCUAGUAUUGAAGCUGUCAGAUGGAAUACACACGACUACUGGUGGGGUGAUGGAGCUAGGGGUUGAGAGAGGCAGGGGUUGAUGGAGCUAAGUGGUAAGGGAGCUAGGGGACGAGGGAGGCAGGGGGUUAGAGAGGCAGGGGGUUAGAGAGGCAGAGGGUGAGGGA
Hypomesus transpacificus is the source of this 2496-nucleotide messenger RNA. It is a transcript of the gene tmem106c, whose product is annotated as transmembrane protein 106C. Lineage: Eukaryota; Metazoa; Chordata; Actinopteri; Osmeriformes; Osmeridae. The transcript has 8 exons. The coding region runs from base 1202 to 1987 and encodes 261 amino acids. The record is from RefSeq and is a predicted model, not a curated record.